UCCCACAAUGCACCGCUACGUCGACUGAGCUGCCAGGGAGAACAACGGAGCGGCUAGCUACUUGUACCUAAACAAACAGUGUUAGUCAGCUAAUAGUGUACAGUUAUAAGGUAGUAAAAAGUGAGCUCGGUGUACUGUUUGUUCAUCGAUAACUAUAAGAUUACUAGAGCUUUCAGGGCGGAUGCAGCGGUGAUACACACUCCUGUCGGCAGCUGGGAGGCGGUGCUCUUUAGCAUUAGCUAGCCAGUUAGCUGUUCAAACCAACGGGAGAAGCUGUGUGAAAAGCUGCUGCUAACAUUUCGACUGGCCACAAAACGAACACACAAAGGAAAGAAAACAUAAAGAAAUUAUUUAAAAGUUUAAAUUAAAUCUGGUAUUACUGAUAAGGACCGCUGUGUCGUAACAUAAGCAAGUUAGUGGUUACUUUGUUGAGACCAUAGCUUCUACUACAUAGAUUGACUAACGUUAGCUAAAUUAAUUUAUCUAUUGUUAGGUCGUUUGAGGCGAUAUCAGUAAAUACUGGAUUUGGGUAGCUUUAGCUUACAUAGCUAGAAAAACACAAUGAGUACCGAGGCUGCAGCGUCCACUAAACCCACACCGGAGGAUGAUGGCAUGACAUGGUGGUACCGAUGGCUCUGCAAAAUAGCUGGAGUGUUGGGAGGAAUAUCCUGUGCCAUCUCAGGAGUGUGGAACUGUGUCACUGUGAACCCCUUAAACAUUGCUGCUGGAGUUUGGAUGGUGUUAAAUGCCUUUGUGCUGUUCCUAUGUGAAGUGCCGUUCUGUUGCCAGUUCAUAGAGUUUGCUAAUGCAAUAGCAGCCCGUGCAGACAAAUUCAAACCUUGGCAGAAAGCCUUCUUCUACUGUGGGAUGGCUCUGUUUCCUGUAUUCUUGAGUUUCUCUUUAACAACCUUGUUUGGAAAUGCCAUCGCCUUCGCUACAGGAGUUCUGUACGGCCUUGCAUCUUUAGGCAAAAAGGGAGACGCAGUGACUUAUGCCAGACUGCAGCAUCAGAAACAGGCAGAUGAAGAGAAGAUGACAGAAACGGCAAAUGGGGCUCCGGAGUAAGGCAUCUGCCUGUCCCCACCCUCUUCCUCUAUUUUCUUCAGUUGUUGCCGCCCUCCAUCCAUCCUACCUCUUCCUCCAUGCUUCUUCCCCAUUUCUGUCACUACAUAACUAUGGUACUGAGUUUACUUAUUUACUUAAACUGCUGCAUUCUUGUUGUCCUGACCUAAUAGUAUCCAAACUGAUUGGCGUUGGAUUAAGUCCAUUAUUUGGUACUUGGCGUGAAAAUGGAAUCUCUCAUCGGGACUUGAUUCCAUAGAUUGUAUGUUUAGUUUUUCAUGAUUUAUGUUCUUCUCAUGGGUUGUAUUUAUUACUAUAUUUCCCUUUGUUGCUGGUGUCAGUUGUAAACCCUUUUUCUGCAAGAAAAAAGUGAGGUACACCUUUCCAGUCCAAGAACCUUUCAGGAAAUCUGAAAACUAAAUUAAUGUGAAUGUAAAAUGUACAUAAUUAACUUAAGGUUAUCAGGUUAUUUGCUAUGACUUUGAGGUUGAAUCAAAUGUGUCUCGCUUGGAGAGUGAGGUGGUAACAUGGGGUUCAGGCUUGUUUUAGCAGCAGACCCAAAUAUUGAUAACAGCUCUUUUGCAGCUCUGACCUCAUUAUCAUCGGAAAGUAUUUGCCAGCAGGGUUUCCAAAGCCUGUUGCGUUAACUCUGCAUUUAAUCCGAAGAACUUACUUUAAGCAGUGAAUGUCAAUGAUAAAAGUCAACUUAGUUAAAAAUUUUACUUACAUUUAUAUGGGGGGUCUUAUUAAACUUUAUUAUAAUAUUUAUUGAAAAAAAUAAAUAUUUGCCUUUUGAAGGACUACAAAUAAAACUUUGGACAGUUACUACAACAGAUCUGUAAAAAGCCUCAAGUUUCUGUGAGUAUUUUCUGUAUUUGAGUCCCAAAAUGUACCUUCAUUGGACUACUUCUGAGUAAAGAAAGUAGGAGUGGUUUGGGUAUUACAGUAGUCUACCCACUGUGCGGACAAACCUCUGAAUUGCAGCCUGAAUGCUUUUUAAAAUACACAUAGGCAUUAGAGAUAUGUUUAACAUUGGGGAAUGUAUCUGGUAUACCCAAAGAUAAAGAAGGUAUGCUUUCAUAUAUUAUUUGUUCGGUUAGUUUAAGCUCAGUUGGGGAAUUACUGCAAACCUUUGGUGGUGUGGACUGGGAUAGAGGGAAUUUUAGGAAAAGCGUUCAGUGCAUGUGUCAGCUUGUGUAUGUAUGGUUCCUCACGAUCAAGCAGCCGGUAGCUGUGUUGUGGCGACAGAUUUUGUGGCACAUUAUGAAUUGGAAAACUGUGCUUAUUAGUUCUCCUUUUUAAAAGAUUGUUUUAGAAUGUGUUACUGAAUAUCUUCUGAGUUUAUUAUAUGUCUUAAUUAGCAAACUCUACCAAAAUCCAGUACAAAUUCAAUGAGGGAGAAGUGUCUUGAUUCAGGGACGAUUUGGUCUGUAUCCCACACAAUCACCAGAGCCAUGGUUUGCCUUUUGUCACUCAAAUGAGGUAUGCAGUGUUCAGCAAAUGUACGAUUUGUGUUUGUGUUUUGUUGCCUUGCCCCUGUUGUGUAAAAAUGAACUUUGGGAAUAGUUCUGUACACUUACCUCUUACAGCUGUUUCUAUCCUAAAUCUAUUACUGGCUGGUGAGUGACUGAGUGGAUUAUUCACAUAUUACCACCAGCUCUCAGGUAUCAUACUUACCAAUGCACAGUGAACAGAUACAAAGUAGUUUAUGAAUAGAUCAUAGAUGUAUGGGAACUAACAUAAGCACGACUAUGGAAUUAGUAUGUCAUUUGAGCCGAUGGAACAGCAUUUGUGUAGCAUUAAAACAUGCACAACCAUCGUUUUUAAACACUGCACAUACACACCAGCAGUAUGCUACAGUUAGACACUACACACCUCCUACACUAUAGGUUUAAUAAGAUGCAAAACAAAACUCCUUGCCUUGUCCACAAGCCUCCAUCCAGUUUUAUUGUUUUGCAGUGGCGUGCACCCAAGAUUUGAGUGCAUAUUUUGCUGUAAGGGAUAUGUGUAUAAUGUGUGUUGUGAUGUGAAUACUGAUCUUGUUUAUCAAUUCGUGAAUUAAACAAACUUGCUACUACU
This is a messenger RNA of Etheostoma spectabile (orangethroat darter), 3141 nucleotides long. It is a transcript of the gene cacfd1, whose product is annotated as calcium channel flower domain containing 1. The transcript is spliced from 5 exons. The record is from RefSeq and is a predicted model, not a curated record. Bases 562 to 1065 code for a protein of 167 amino acids. Gene Ontology annotation, biological process: vesicle-mediated transport. Lineage: Eukaryota; Metazoa; Chordata; Actinopteri; Perciformes; Percidae. Gene Ontology annotation, cellular component: membrane.